Molecule: messenger RNA, 4537 nt
Organism: Microcebus murinus (gray mouse lemur)
Lineage: Eukaryota; Metazoa; Chordata; Mammalia; Primates; Cheirogaleidae
Gene: SIK1
Product: salt inducible kinase 1
Biological process (GO): microtubule cytoskeleton organization; intracellular signal transduction; protein phosphorylation
Cellular component (GO): cytoplasm
Molecular function (GO): ATP binding; tau-protein kinase activity
Source: RefSeq, a predicted model, not a curated record
GAGGCGUGCCCGCCCGGGCGCCCGAGGGCGGCGGAGGUGCAGCCGCAGCCAUGGUGAUCAUGUCGGAGUUCGGCGCGGCGCCCGCGGGCCAGCAGAAGCCCCUCCGGGUGGGCUUCUACGACGUGGAGCGGACGCUGGGCAAAGGCAACUUCGCGGUGGUGAAGCUGGCGCGGCACCGGGUCACCAAGACGCAGGUUGCCAUAAAAAUAAUCGAUAAAACACGAUUAGAUUCAAGCAAUUUGGAGAAAAUAUAUCGUGAGGUUCAGCUCAUGAAGCUUCUGAAUCACCCUCAUAUUAUAAAGCUUUACCAGGUUAUGGAAACAAAGGACAUGCUUUACAUUGUCACUGAAUUUGCAAAAAAUGGAGAAAUGUUUGACUAUCUGACGUCCAACGGGCACCUGAGCGAGAACGAAGCGCGGAAGAAGUUCUGGCAGAUUCUGUCGGCCGUGGAGUACUGCCACAGCCACCAUGUCGUGCACCGGGACCUCAAGACCGAGAACCUUCUGCUGGACGGCAACAUGGACAUCAAGUUGGCAGACUUUGGAUUUGGGAAUUUCUACAAGCCAGGAGAGCCUCUCUCCACGUGGUGUGGGAGCCCCCCGUACGCAGCCCCAGAGGUCUUCGAGGGGAAGGAGUACGAAGGCCCCCAGCUGGACAUCUGGAGCCUCGGCGUCGUGCUGUACGUCCUCGUCUGCGGGUCCCUCCCCUUUGACGGGCCCAACCUGCCGACUCUGAGACAGCGGGUGCUGGAGGGCCGGUUCCGCAUCCCCUUCUUCAUGUCCCAAGACUGCGAGAGCCUGAUCCGCCGCAUGCUGGUGGUGGACCCCGCCAAGCGCAUCACCCUGGCGCAGAUCCGGCAGCACAGGUGGAUGCAGGCCGCCCCCAGCCUGCUGCGGCAGCCCCCGCUCGCCUGCCCUGCGCACGGCUGCAGCGCCAGCCCCGGCGACCCCGACGAGCGGGUGCUGGGCAUCAUGCAGACUCUCGGCAUCGACCGGCAGCGGACCGUGGAGUCCCUGCAGAGCCGCAGCUACAACCACUUUGCCGCCAUCUAUUACCUGCUCCUCGAGCGGCUCCAGGAGCACCGGAACACCCCGUGCGCCCGCCCCGGGCCCGCCCGGCCACACCGGCCCAGGAGCUCCGACCUCAGCGGUUUCGAGGUGCCUCAGGAAGGCCUGCCUGCCGACCCCUUCCGCUCUGUCCUGCUGUGCCCGCAGCCCCCCGCCUUGGCGCAGUCCGUCCUGCAGGCUGAGAUGGACUGCGACCUCCACAGCUCGCUCCAGCCCUUGUUCUUCCCGUUGGACGCCAACUGCAACGCGGUGUUCCGGCACCGCCCGGUCUCCCCCAGCAGCCUGCUGGACACGGCCAUCAGCGAGGAGGCCCGGCCGGGCCCGGGGCUGGAGGAGGAGCGGGAGGCCCAGGAGGCCCUGCCCAGCAGCACGGGCCGGCGGCACACCCUGGCCGAGGUCUCCACCCGCUUCUCCCCCCUCACCCCUCCGUGCAUCGUCGUCUCCCCGUCAGCCGUGGCAAGCCCUGCGGAAGGAGCCAGCUCCGACAGCUGUCUGACCUUCUCCGCCAGCGAUGGCCCUGCGGCGCUCAGUGGUGGCCUGGCCUCUCAGGGGCUGUUGGGCACCUGCUCCCCGGUCAGACUGGCCUCACCGUUCCUGGGCUCGCAGUCCGCCACCCCUGUGCUGCAGGCUCAGGGCGACCUGGGAGGAGCCGCCCUGCUCCCUGUCAGCUUCCAGGAGGGCCGCAGGGCGUCGGACACUUCGCUGACCCAGGGGCUCAAAGCCUUCCGGCAGCAGCUGAGGAAGACCACGAGGACCAAGGGGUUUCUGGGGCUGAACAAGAUCAAGGGCUUGGCUCGCCAGGUGUGCCAGUCCCCCUCCAGCCGGGCUGCCAGGGGAGGCCUGAGCCCCUUCCACACCCCUGCUCAGAGCCCGGGCCUGCACGGCGGCGCGGCUAGCGGCCGGGAGGGCCGGAGCCUGCUGGAAGAGGUGCUGCAGCAGCAGAGGCUGCUCCAGUUACAGCACCACCCGGCCACCCCGCCCCCCUGCCAGCAGGCCCCCCAGGCCUACGCGCUCGGCCCCUGCGACGGCCCCGGGGCCGCCCCGCUCCCCAGCGCCCUCCUUGCCGCGGGGCUCCCGCUGCUGCCGGCCCCCCUCCUGCAGGCCAGUGUCUCCCCAGUGGCCUCGGCGGCGCGGCUGCUGGACGCCCAUCUGCACAUCAGUGCUGGCCCGGUCGCCCUCCCGGCCGCGCCCCCGCUGCCGCGCCUGGCCGUGCUGGCCCCGGGCUGCGACCCCACGGGGCUGCCGCGGGGGGACUGCGAGAUGGAGGACCUGACGGCCGGCCAGCGGGGGACGUUCGUCCUGGUGCAGUGAGGCCCUCUCGGCCGCGCGCUCGGCCGGCUCUUCCAAGCAAUAACUUCAGAGUGUGAGGACGUUGUCGGACUUAAAGCCAAGAACUUUCUAGAAGCAAAACAAGCAAUACGUUAGGUGUUUUGGCUUUUCGGUUUAUUUUUUGUUUUGUUUUUUCCUUGCACUGAGUGACCUCAACUAUGCGUAGGGACUGGAAACUUUCUGAAGAAAAAUAAUAAUCUGGGGCGAGUCGUGUGGCGGGUGGAUGGGAGGGAGAAGCGGGACGGCCGGUGGUGUCCGGCCAGCGCCGCGUGCAGGUCGGGCGGGGGCAGGAGGGGCCUCAGCUCCUCGUCCACGGCGUCCUCGUGGCCUGAGAUGUUACCUCGGGCGGGUGUGGCGAGGCGAGUGGCCGCGAGCGUGUGCGGAUUGCUGCCCCGUGUAGGUAGCGUUCUCCACUUCCUGAAACAGUUGUGCUUUAACGAAAACUGUGAACUUUCUGCUUUUAUGUAUCAGUUUUAAAACGGCUCUAAAUGGCCAGGCCAGGCGAAAUAACCUACAAAUCCUUGGAAUUCUCGCCUCUGAAAUCAGAACCCAGAGGACAGUUUUUUCUUAUUUUGGACGAGAAGUUUUAUAAACUGCUCAAGAGUCAGUUUUCCAAGAUUCUUAGGAGGCACAGAAGAACCUAAAAGUGGGUGGGGGUGACUUGGAGAUGGUGGGGGCUCCGUCCCGGGGGUCCCUUGGCCCGGAGCCCCCAGGGGCCUGUGGGGAAGCCCAGGAGAAGUCUCUGCUGCUGCUCAUCUUGUUUCCGCUGCUAAUCAAGUUUUCGUGCAUUUCAUUAUCAGGGUCCAACAAGAACACCUGACCUGGGUGAGCUGUGCCGUGUCGGGCGGCUGCGACAGCGGGCAGGCCAGUGGGACGGGCUCGCUGGACCGCGCUGCCCCCGCACCCAGGCCUGGGCUCUUGUUGCUGGGCUUUUGUUCAAGGAAGAUGGAAGGAGAGGUUUAGGUCAGUGUUUUCAUAGCAUUGUUUCUUUUUUUUUUAAGCAAAUACUGUAUAUGUACAUAAACAGGGACAGAUACACACUACUUAUUUUUUAUAUUUUGUACUUGGCCUCUGUGUUCCUGGGUCACGUUAGGAAGCGUGCCACCAGCGCCAGGUUUGUGCUGCGGAACGGGCCGCAGUGCCUGUUCCCCCUUAGCGCCGGGUGGAGACGGCGGCGGGGAGGGCGGCCUGGCCUGGCAGGGUCAGGCUCACCUGUGGCAGGUAGACUCAGGUGGUGGCUCCGGCAGUCAGAAGCCUGUUGAACGCAACGAAGGAAACUUGCUGCUCCCACUCGCUCUGUCCCACGUCCCCGCCCCUCUUCCUAGCCCAGGUGCCUUCAGCUCACUUUGGCUUCUACAACCUGCAGUAUUAAACAGAGGUCCUCACGAAAGGGGGAGAGGUGGGUGUUUUCAAAAGCCAAAGAUUGACCCGGUGACUUGAGGGCAGGAGGAAGGCUGGCGCGUGGCGGCCCGUGUCCGUGCGGUGGGCACCUGCCCUGUGCCCCGUGCAAGCUCGCUGCCGGUUCCUGCUGCUGCUCUGCGCCCGCUCCCCGGGUGGGCACCCGGCUGCCUGGAGGGGCGGGCCCAGCACCAAAGCCCCCGGCCCCACCACACAGGGGAGUCUAGAGUGGGAGAGGACCCAGGCCGGCGGCGCAGGCCUCUGCCUCAGUUUCCCCAGAGGCUGCACCACCUAGCCCAGCACAAACCCUCGCCCCCUUCCAGUGAUUUCUGUGCUAAUGCCGUAGAUCAAAGGCCUCAGAAACCAUCGUGUGUCUCCUCUCCGAAGCAAUGACAAGCACUUUACUUUCCUAGUGGUUUUUGUUUCUUCUUACUGCUGUAGAACCUCUUUCAGAGGAUGGUGACGUCGUGUUUCUGUUUCUUGUUUUUUUAAGAGUGUGUGACGUGUGUGUGUCGGUCUCCGCAGCGCUGUCCCGCAGCCUGCCACGCCAUAGCCUAUUUAAGGACACUACGUGAUCUGAUUGAUAUGUAUAUAGGGUUGUGUUUGUUUUUUUUUUUACCAUAACUGAAUUAUUUUAUUUCUUAUGUUAACAUGAGAAACGUAUGUAUGCCAAAUGAUCAGUUAAUGUAUGUUUUUUAAUUUAAUAUUUAAAUAAAAUAUUUGGGGGGAAGCUCUCUACUUUC